UCCCUCCACGAAUCACACGAAACCAACCAAAGCCCUAACCACAAAACUCUGCUUCCACUGUGAGAAGAACAACAACAAUGGCAGCAUCCGCCGCGACACGCGUUUCUCUCCUCCUUGGCCUCGCAGUCCUCUCGGCCCUCGCCAGCCCCUCGCAUUCCCUCGAUUGCGCCUCUCAGAAGUUCUCCAACAAGAAGGUCUUCUCCAACUGCUCCGACCUCCCGAAGCUCGGUGCCCGCCUCCACUACACCUACGAUGCCUCUAACUCCUCCCUCUCCAUUGCCUUCACCGCUGCACCAGCCGCCGGCGGUGCGUGGGUGGCUUAUGCCAUCAACCCCACUAGUACAGGCAUGGUUGGGUCCCAGGCCCUCAUGGCUCUUAAGCUCGCCAAUGGCUCCGUCUUUGCCAAGACCUACAACAUCAUGGGCUACCAUUCCAUCGUCGAGUCGAAGCUCUCAUUCGAGGUGUGGGACCUCACUGCCGAGGCCUCCAACGAUGCUAUGACCAUUUUCGCCUCCCUCAAGGUGCCAGAGAAGGCAACCAGCUUGAACCAGGUGUGGCAAGUUGGUGGCGCCGUCAUCGGCAACCGACCAUCGAUCCAUCCUCUGGAGACAGAGAACAGGGCAUCCAUGUCCCAGCUCACACUGGCAGCCUCCAGCAGCCCUGCCCCCGCACCUUCUGGUCACUCCGCAGCUGUCCCGGCAUUCCAAAGGGGCAGUCUCGCUGCUGUUUUAGGGCUCGCUCUGUUGGUCGGGAGCGCCAUCCUGUCAUGAAAGAUUUGAUUUAUAUUAAGUGCCGAGCUGAGAGAAGGGAAUUAUAAUAGGUCGAUGUAUGUAUGUAUGAUCUGUUAUCUUCUUCAAUGUUCUCUGGACAGCUUCCGGACAUACACGGCAGAGGUUCUGUUGCUUUUCUUAUUUUCCAUUGUGAAUGCAAAUGUUAAAGGACAACUUGAGAUAUUUAUUCUUAAUCCCCUUCUUUCUC
This is a messenger RNA of Punica granatum (pomegranate), 978 nucleotides long. Lineage: Eukaryota; Viridiplantae; Streptophyta; Magnoliopsida; Myrtales; Lythraceae. The record is from RefSeq and is a predicted model, not a curated record.